This is a messenger RNA of Sphaeroforma arctica JP610, 276 nucleotides long. RefSeq lists its product as hypothetical. NCBI's taxonomy places the organism in Eukaryota, Ichthyosporea, Ichthyophonida. The record is from RefSeq and is a predicted model, not a curated record. Bases 1 to 276 code for a protein of 91 amino acids. The transcript has a single exon.
AUGGAACAGUCCCGACUUCGAAGUUCGAGAACGCUGGCUCUAGGCCCUCUAGGAGCUUGGGCCCUAAAAGCGGGUCCCGGGCUACCCCUGGGGUCUGGGGGCCUGGACUCUUGGAGCCUUGGAGGCUGGAGCCUUGGCCGGGCUGGACUUAAGCGAGUUAACGUCCGACUGCUGAGUGCUGACUCUGGACUCUGGAGUCUGGUGGGGGGUAUUUAUCUCUCUCAAAAGUCGAGAUUCUCUGGGACCCUGAGUCCCUGUCUCCUGCCAAUGAAAUGA